This is a messenger RNA of Rangifer tarandus platyrhynchus (Svalbard reindeer), 801 nucleotides long. Lineage: Eukaryota; Metazoa; Chordata; Mammalia; Artiodactyla; Cervidae. The record is from the annotation of a GenBank genome assembly.
AUGACCACGCCCUGGUCUGCAGGGCCCGGCUGGGCACCCCCCACCAGUGCGCAAGGCUGCAGGAGCUCCAUUGGGACCCCCUCCCCGACCCGGGGCCGGCAGGAACCCGCCUCUCGGGCCACCCCUCUGUCCACGUGCUGCCGUCCCCACCCCCAGAGCCUGCCGGCCGGGUCCCAGGCAGUCCAGGGUCAGGAGGAAGAAGGCGGCAGGCCGCUGGCCAGCCCCCCAUCCGCACAUCGGGAGCUGAGUUGCCGUGGAACGAGGGGGCCCGUCUCUGGAAGUGAGGGGCUCAGAGGGUCCAGGGGGAGGGGUCCCAAGCCCGAGGAAAGCCCCAGAGUGCCCUCGAUGUCAGCAGUGGUUUGCCACAAGCAGCUCGGGCUCCGGCAGGAAGCCCCAGGCCUGAGCCUCAGUGUGGCCUCCGUAAACGGACAGAGAGUGCCCUUCGCCCUCCCUUCCAGAGAGCUCCGUGUGGGCGGGACAAGAAGGAAGAGCUCCGCAAAGGCUAAUCCAGGACGACGGCAGCAGGCGCUUGCGGGACGGUCAGUGACGCAGCCUCGGAGGCACACCGGAGAAGGCGUCCACCUCUGCUCGUUCGCCCCAAGGCGGGGCCGGUCCUACAGUGCACCGACCGCCUCCCAAGGCCGCCAGAGCGUCAAGGCCACGGACAGGCUGAGAGACGGUCCAGCCCAGGAGCCCGGGGAGCCGCGGGGGGUGGGUUUCAGUGUUCACGUGCUCCUGUCGGGGCGGGGACGGGGCCUGCCCCCCACCAGGCAGCUCUAUGGCACGUGGGCGGUGUUCUGA